AUGCGGCUCACACUGGCCAUUCACAAAGCGUUUGCAACUCAGAAAGCGAAACGAGAGGAGAUCGAUUUUGUGAUUAGACCGAAUUCAGAGGAGAAGACAAUCUCUGUUUCGUUACUGGUGAAGCAGGAGGUAGCCGCAGUUUGUGAGGUCGCUGCAGCCUAUCGCAACUUUGGAUCAUCAGCCCUUGUUUCUGAUUUGGCAAACAUCCUUCGUGCAGUGUCUGCUGGUAACGAGUUUUCUAUAGUUGCGAUCUCUACCAAUAGCGAUCGCUUUGGACCCCUAUUUCCAUAUACAACAAACACAAUAGAGCCAUCUAUGCUAGGACAGAUCAUAAGUACAGUACGUGACGAGCUUAAACAGACGAAGAAAGCACCGGUGCGGUAUUUGAUAACCCUUUCUUGCUUAUGUAUCGCGCAACGUGGCCGUGUAGUCGAUAUGCUUUUCCCAGAUAACACCGAGCUUAGCCUAAGCAGAGAUGAAGCCGGUAAUGUGUAUUAUGAAAAUCUAGCAGAGGUGGCAUGUUCUUCAAAUGAUGAGCUUGCUGCCAUUCUGUUGGCAAUUCAAGGCGAGUAUACACGAGUGGCCGAAGCUUCUAGGCAAAGUGAAGUAAGCCCAGUAAGCCCACCCCGUGAUCAAAGCACAAAAGAAACGAAAGUACCAGCUCUUCGCCUCAAUAUUGCGGUGCGUCAGUAUAAGAUGACAAGAAAGGACGACAGCGAGUCUGACAGAGAAACUGAAACAUUGACACUUGACGCGACUUCAUCAUCUGGUGGUUUACAGCUAUCGCCUCCUGGUGAAAAGAUCAAGCCUCAUGAAAAGCCUGCAAAGGGGCACUUCUGGAAGGAGAUUUCUACUGGGAAUAUGAGCUUUUACUACAUUACUCUACAAGACGUUCUCGGAAUACUCAGUAAAACAUCUCGUCUCAGCACAUAUGUACUUCCAGAGAUGAACAGACCAAACUCUAGUGCAUUCUUCGAAAUAAGUCCCGAAGCAGAUUCUAAGCUAUGCCUAAUGGCCUUUGACCUCAUGAAUGACCUUCUUCAUAGGUGCUCGCAUGCCUGGAGAGCUGCAGGCGUUAAUAUCUUUCGUCUCAACGAGGCGCAGUCUCAUCGCUCAGGGUCUACCGAUCUUGUCUCUAGUCGCCCUCGCUCCCGCUCCUCCAGGAGCUACUUCACAAUGGAAGAUCUUGACACUUGUGAUGAUAUCACUCCGCAGAUUAAUGUUCGGCGCAUCGAAAGGCAGACUGAAGCGGAAAAGAGGUGCAGCGAGUUUAAAACCCAAAUAUCCAAGCAAGCACAAGGAUACCAAGACCAACCUGUAACUAGGGCUCCAGCAACAUCCUUGCAAAAGGGCUCUAUCUCCAGGCACAGUGAUUCGGAAGAGUCUGCUGAUGCUUUUCAGCUAACCUCCGCCCAGAAGCCUACCAUUCUCAGCAAGAAGCAGCGACGAGCGUCUAGUCGCACCGGAAAAGCGACAGUGCAAUCGCGUGGAUCUAUGACAGGCACACGCCUUUCAUCCAUAACCGCUGCUUCUACCCCCACGCAAGGCAGUACUGUACAUCGAUUGAACGCUGAGGUUCCCGAUACAGCAACGAAUCUGUCAAAAUUUACACACAUGCUUCAUCUUACCAGCAAACUAGCGGAGGAGGAAGACAAAACGCAGUCUAAAAAGGGUUCUGGCUCUGCUGGCAAGCGUACAGGCCAGAUACCGGAGCAGCAGAAGCGCUCUGAGUCUCGCCGGACACUGUCCCCGACGAUUGUCCGUCCACGAGAGCAGUCUGCUGCUGAUGCACGCAUUGAGCGGGCACAUAUGACUGCCAAGCAAAGUCAGAGCCCCCACGUGGGGGGUAUUAAGACUGUGAGUAGCAUGCUUGAGAAAACAGAGCUCCUCAAUCUUAGCAGGGGAAGCUCAGUCGGCAGUAGAUCCGAGAGUAAGGGAAAAAUUCGGCCUAUGAGCCAUGAGCAUGCGUCUCCACACUCUUCUAAGGGAGCGCAGAUGGCGUCUCCAACUCGCAGAGCCAGUAGAGCCAGUGACCGGCGCGCGAGCACACAAAGCCCAACCCGUAAUAGAUCAGAACUGGACAUUCUUUCACAGUAUAGAUCCAUGCGCAUCCCUGCAGAUGAAAAUGGCCAGUUUGACAUGUUCUCUAAGAUGCAACUUGAAAUAAAGCGAUUAGCACGUGAGUUGGAAGAAACUCGUAUUGCUAAGGUCGUUACAGAGUCGGGAAGAAAUAAUCUAGUGGCGGAGAAUACUAGACUGAGAGAAGAGAUUGCUAGUUUAGUGGAGAAUCAAAAGUACAAGACUCACACAAUUAAGCGGUUGGAGAAGCAGCUCAUGGAAGCCAGGGCAAAGCCUGCAAAAAUGCAUAACUUAGUGACCCAAGGUGUGACUCAAACCCCGGUAAGUUCCUUGGGAGGCAAAAAGCAACACUCAUACGACGAUCUACUUUUGGAAGUGGAGUCUCUGCAGGCGUUAAAUAAUGAACUACAGGCAGAACUAGCUGGACACCGGAAUCAGCUCUGUAAAGAGUCCACUUAUCCGUCAGAAGAUGUCAAAGAAUUACCUCCAGAUACAGCAAUGCGUGAACUUCAAAUACUCUUGCAGAACUGUAUGACUGAGAACAAAAACUUGCGGCUCGAAGUUGUUGCGCUACAAGAGAUGCUUGAUGUUCAGCGUCUGUUAGCACGCAUCUCACCGAGGACAACCAGUGGAGACGAUUCUUCUAUUAAGCAGCAACUUGAUGAAGUGAUUACAAUAAACAGGCAAUACGAAGUACAAAUAUCAAAGCUCGAAAGGGCGGUGGCGGCUGCAGAUGAAAGGCUGAAUCUCUACGAGGCACGUCAGAGCCGAGAAGCACUUCUUGUGGAAACCAUCACACAGUUACGAAGCCAAAUCCAUCACAUGACUAAGAAACUCCUUGCUUAUGAACACCAAGCAGGGGAUGGUGCUUCUCCACGAGCUAAGUAA
This is a messenger RNA of Giardia duodenalis, 2967 nucleotides long. RefSeq lists its product as uncharacterized. Bases 1 to 2967 code for a protein of 988 amino acids. The transcript has a single exon. Lineage: Eukaryota; Fornicata; Diplomonadida; Hexamitidae. The record is from RefSeq and is a predicted model, not a curated record.